AUGUCUACUUAUGAAGAUGAUAAUAGAUUUGAAAGGAACCUAGAGCAGCAAAAGCAGAAUACAGUUUCAGAGUCUAGAAGACAUAGAGAAAAUCUUAUUUCUUUUUUAUCAGAAACAUUACAAGAAAAAAAGACAUCAUUUUUUGAAAUUGACAAUGUUUUUCAAAAUUAUUCAAUGAAUACUUUAUCAUCAGUAACAAAUUUAUUAAUGUCUCAGUUUAUGAAUGAUUUUGAAAAUACAAAGACUAACCUUCCAGAAAAUUUUAUGGAUACAUUAGACCGUGUCCCUUUAAAAAUGCUUAAACCAGAUGAUAUUUGUUCAAUCUGCAAAGUUGGUUUUCUAGAAGAUAAAUACCCAUUUGUUGUUAAAUUAAAUUGUGGCCAUAAAUUUGAUGAAUGUAUUAGUCUUUGGUUGAAAAUAAAUGCAACAUGUCCUGUAUGCCGUAGAUCUGUAGUGAAAGAAAAGCCUGUGGUUCCUCAAGAUGAUGAAUAUGAUAGUAUGUAUUCUUAA
Molecule: messenger RNA, 510 nt
Organism: Pneumocystis jirovecii RU7
Lineage: Eukaryota; Fungi; Ascomycota; Pneumocystomycetes; Pneumocystales; Pneumocystaceae
Exons: 3
Coding region: 1-510 (169 amino acids)
Biological process (GO): protein ubiquitination
Cellular component (GO): endoplasmic reticulum
Molecular function (GO): ubiquitin-protein transferase activity
Source: RefSeq, a predicted model, not a curated record